This is a messenger RNA of Entrophospora sp. SA101, 420 nucleotides long. NCBI's taxonomy places the organism in Eukaryota, Fungi, Glomeromycota, Glomeromycetes, Entrophosporales, Entrophosporaceae. The record is from the annotation of a GenBank genome assembly.
AAUGUGUUAAAAAUUUCAAAUUUGGACGAAACUACAAUUUUAACAGCCAGAAAAUUAGGGGUUCUAAUCGAAUCUCAAAAAGGCUUAAAGAUUUUACAGCUUAUUAGAUGCAAAUUACCUGUAAACGUUUUGAUCCCAUCAGUUUUAAAACAAAGACGAACACUAAAAGAAUUGAAUUUCCGAGGUGUCAAUUUCGAAGGGGUUCAUAAAUUGGACAUCCUAAAGAACUCUAGAUUGGAAAAAUUGAAAAUAAUCGAUUCUUACAACUUGGAUUCCAAUCUUGUUCAAUCGUUGGUAAAUUCAAAUCAUCGAAAAUUAAAAAACGUAGAGGUUUUCAGUUGUAAACCCGAAAAUAUUAAUCAUCAAUUAGAAGAGUGGGCCUAUAAUAUAAAUAAUCGUCGAAAGAGAAGGUUCCUAUAA